This is a messenger RNA of Durusdinium trenchii, 626 nucleotides long. The record is from the annotation of a GenBank genome assembly. Lineage: Eukaryota; Dinophyceae; Suessiales; Symbiodiniaceae.
AAUAGGUGCUAAUUAUACUUUAUAGAUCUUUAUAGCUAUACACAAUUAUGCAAUUGACUAUAUAUUCUUCCAGAGUCAGUUCACGCUUUCGCCGCCGUUGGCUCAAGUUUCUUGUGCUGAUUGGUCUGCCGCCAGAAGUUUGCCAUGGCGGAGAGGGUUGGCAUCGCCUUGGGCGGCGGCGCUGCUGCUUCCAAGCCGCCCGGCUCGAGAGGUGCCCGGGGCCACCGACUGAUGGUGCCUCCGCCUGGCUACAAAUUUAUUCCUCGGACCGAGCAAGUUUGCCAAGAGAUGGGCUGCUUCGAAUGCUAUGACAUCUACUGUGAACGGUGUGAAUCGAAGGACCGGCGCAUCAUUGAGCUGGAAAUGCGGAAUACGGAGCUCGUCAAGCACAUCACCCUGCUACAGGCCCGGCUCUUCCCCCGUGAUGGACAAGCGCCCGUGGCUGGCCGGCCGGCGGGCGGUGGAAGUGGCCCAGGAGGAGAGCCUUUCGCUUAUGUCCAGAGUCCAGUCAUGUAUGAUCCGGGAAUGGGCAUCCAGUACCAAGCCACAACAACCUUUAGCGCGGCUGGCUCGGGUUCAGGAAAGCCAUAGUCCUGCUCGAUCCUGCUUGGUCCUGCUGCGGGCUU